This is a messenger RNA of Periconia digitata, 2095 nucleotides long. Lineage: Eukaryota; Fungi; Ascomycota; Dothideomycetes; Pleosporales; Periconiaceae. The record is from the annotation of a GenBank genome assembly.
GCUGGAGUGUUUGAGCGAAGCGCUCUGCCCACGAACUCGAACUCACCGCCAGCGCUUCGCCCGUGCUCAACCCGCCCUCGUCCAGGCGGGGCUUCAUGCUCAAGAAAACGGAUCGCUGCUGUCCCGAGCAUCUUUCGUUUCGUCUGUCUCACAGCGCCAACCAUGCUGGGACUAUCUUUGCCUUAGUGUUCGGGCGCAUUGCGAGGGGUGGAUAGCGCUUCGUUUUGCCCAGCCUGCCGUGGCCUGUCGCGUUGUUUCUGCGCUGAAGCUGCUCUGCUCGUCCCGCUCGCAUCCUCUCGUCUCGAUGAUUGUUGACUCGUCGAAGCUGCCGGAUUCCGCUCGCGUGCACUCGACGAUUCGUGCCUGGCAAUCGCACGGCUCUGCUGGCUGUCUGUCACGCCUUCUUUGCGGCUAGCACCCGCUGCCGACGGACUCUAGGGUGAGCUUGUUUUGCUCCUCCAAACACUGUCAAACGUCUCGCUUCGCCCAAAACUGCAGCACGCCCCCCUCUCUAACGCGCCCAGUUUUGAAACUGCUUCUCCCAUGGCCCAAAUCGCUCGUCAACUUCAUGCGCUUGCCCGCUUUCUCAACCGCUUUCCGGGCUCCCAGAUCUCGUCCAGCCCGUGCUCCCUGCCGCUUGCAGCCUAGCCUGUCUCGUGUCAGGGUUCUUCCAAACAUUCUGCCUUCAGAGCGCCGGCUUCCACCUGGAUGGCGAUCAAAACUUAGCUGCAGGACUCAGGUUUGAAAACGAUGCCACCAACAGAUUCUGCCACUCCAAUCACCCGUGCGCCAGAAUGGGCCCUGCGAACCACGCGUUUCUUGUCACCAGGAAACUCUAUAUCUUGUCCGAUGCCCCAAGUUUCCCAGGCCUCAACCGCAACUGAUCAAUCGGCACCGUCUUUUGGUUUCAUUAGCAGCCUUGUAAUACUUUCUUUUACUACCCACUGGUUGGGCUGCCUUACUUUCUUUAAUUCUGAUUGCUGAGCAACAAACUUGUGCCUUUGAACGCCUAGUAAUACCUUCUUUUCAACAAAAAACAUACAACUCCUCACCCAACGAGUACCAUCAUUCAACCGCUUCGCUGUUAGCCAUUGGAUCGAUCCAUCAGUCUCCAAACAACAUCACCACCACCAAUAUGCUUCCUCAUCAACCCCAGAUCCUCUCCCCUCUUGCUGAGAUGGACACCCACUCCUCGUCCACUUCCAGCCUUCGUGCUCGGAAGAUGUCCACUUCGGGAGGAAACCGAUCCUGGUCUGAAGAAGAGGAGAACUACCUUCUCCAGACCCGUAUGCAGAAGAUGCCCUACAAGCACAUCGCUGCCCACCUGAAGAAGACCGAGUUGGCUUGCCGUCUUCACUUCCACCAGCUUUCGCACGGCAGCCACCGCCGCAAGCGUACCUCUUCCGUCUCUUCGGUCGCUUCAUGCAGCUCCGCCGGCCAGUCAAGUUAUGGCAUGUCCAUGGAUCAUGACUCUUACUCCCAGUCGUCCCGCCAUGGCUCUCCAGUGAGCUACACCGGCAGCCCCAAUGUACGGGCCAUGUCGGUUGGUACCUCUCCCGGUCGCAGCCAGCACAAGAUCCUGCUCCCCAAGCCCCGUCCCAUGACUCCAAGGGAAUCUCCUGAGCCUCACAAUGCUCUUCGCAUCAACACAGAGGUCGUUCCUCAGCCAAGGGUUGUCGACACCGACCGUCUCCGUGCCAUCUACGAGUCUCGCCGCCAGCAGUUCUGGGCCACCGUUGCAGCCGACUAUGGCGCCGAUGUCUCUCCCGCCCAGCUUGAGGAGAUCUGGCGCACUGGUGCCAACGGUGUGCGUCCCCCAACGCCCGAUGCUUCCCCCGACGGCAGCAUCAUGCAAAACCCCAUGCUGAAGCCCUCUCCCUUCUCUUACGCAUCGCCCAUCAGCCACGACGCCAAGCACUUCAGCCCCUUGAACAACGCUAGCGCCGUCUCUGCUCCGGAGCGCCUGCCCUUCAUGCUCCCCAUGCCUGUCCCUUCCGUAGGACGUCCCAGAUCUGGAACGUGGAGCUCGGCUCCUCGUGACAACGUCCCCAUUGCGAGCUUGUUGACCGAGGACAAGAACCCUCGGGCCAUGUAG